Struthio camelus australis is the source of this 746-nucleotide messenger RNA. NCBI's taxonomy places the organism in Eukaryota, Metazoa, Chordata, Aves, Struthioniformes, Struthionidae. The record is from RefSeq and is a predicted model, not a curated record.
GACUUUGAGGCACCCACGCAUCUGAGUGCUGGUAAACCCUAUUUCCUGUUACCUCAUCUUUAAACCUCCUCAUUUUUGAGGCAAUGCCCAAAGUGAAGAGAAGCAGGAAGCCUCCCCCAGAUGGCUGGGAACUGAUUGAGCCAACGCUGGAUGAGCUGGAUCAGAAGAUGAGAGAAGCGGAGACUGAGCCUCACGAAGGGAAGAGGAAAGUGGAAUCCCUUUGGCCUAUCUUCAGAAUUCAUCACCAGAAGACACGUUACAUUUUUGACCUCUUCUAUAAAAGAAAAGCUAUCAGCAGAGAGCUCUACGAAUACUGCAUCAAGGAAGGAUAUGCUGACAAAAACCUGAUUGCAAAGUGGAAGAAACAGGGUUACGAGAAUCUUUGCUGUCUGCGGUGCAUCCAGACGCGGGAUACCAACUUUGGAACCAACUGCAUCUGUAGGGUCCCAAAAAGCAAGUUGGAAGUGGGGAGAAUUAUUGAAUGCACUCACUGCGGAUGCAGAGGCUGUUCCGGGUGAAGAAUUUAGACACAGGACUCCUUUUUCAUCUCUGAGAGGUAUCGUCCUACGUUAUGGACUAUUCAUGCAGUUAGAACUACCUUCUGUGUGAUUGCAUCUUUCUGAAUUGCCAUUAGAACAGCAUCGUACUUACCUGGAUCAUAUCUGUAUCUGUAUACAAUUGCUGUUGUUUUGGAGUAGCUUUCUGUGUAGCCCUUUGAUUUUAAAAUAAACUCCACCUUUCUGAGA